Molecule: messenger RNA, 10834 nt
Organism: Paramuricea clavata
Lineage: Eukaryota; Metazoa; Cnidaria; Anthozoa; Malacalcyonacea; Plexauridae
Source: the annotation of a GenBank genome assembly
AUUGCAUAUUGUCAUUACGUAUGCUUGGCUGCUUGCUCAAAGCACAACGUUUGAUCAAGGAAGUUGUUUUAUGCGGAAGUAUUUCGAUAUAGAUUUUUACAUCAGGUAAGGUUAAAUAUAAUUCAGUUGUAAGCAACUUGACAUCUCAAAGGUUGUCGAAAUUUUGAGCUGGGCAAAUAACUGCAACCACUGACUAAACAUAAAACAUUAACGAGGUUGUACGCACAAGUCGCGAUGGGAGUCGUUAGUUUUAAUAAUGGUGGUGGUACUAUCCUGAUUUUAGCAAUGAUUUUCAGCACCACUGUUGCAGGUAAAGUCUGGUAGUCUUACAAGUCAAUUCAUUGUUGCAACUGCGCAUUAGAUUGUGCCAGGAUUAUAAAAUUAUUGAAAUUGUAUUCAAGACAGAAUGAUCACUUAAGGUCCGUUGUACAAUAUUUAAAUAUUUAGUUUAGACAGCUAAUUUUUUAAAUCUGAUAAAAUGAUAACAUUUUUCUCAAUGAAAAUCUAUGUUUUCAAAUAUUUGUGAAAGAAACAAUAUCAAACAUAUUUUUAGAAUCGUUGGAUGCAGUGUUGAGCCAUUAACAGUAUUUUCCAUUUGAACGAAGCCUAAGAUGUUCAAAGCUUUGUUAUAGAAAAUUCUUAAUUUCUAGUUCGGUUUGAAUAGCCUAAAUAAACGAAAGUACUCUCCUGCCACUUUAGCCAUGGUUAAAUAUUCUUGUAUGCAGUUUUUCAAACAUUGUCGUUACCGUGUAAUAAAGGCAUCGAAAAUUUUAUUAUAGUCCCUUAAAUCUUUUAAAUCUUAAAUCUUCCUGUAAUGAAAAUAAGAAUUAAGAUUUUUUCUGAAGAAAUAUCUUCUUUUAUUAUAUACACAAGGCAUACACAGGUCUGGAUAUGAGGUAUUCUGUUCUUCGGCCGAAAGAGCGAAGAUAAAAACAUAAACAAAAAUCGAAUAGAAAAAUAUUGAAAACAACGGAAAAGCAAAGUCUAUGAAUUCAGACCUUGUGUAUAUAAUAAAACAGUUAUUCCACUCACUCUCGUCGAAUACGAGCGAUAGCCGAUUCGGCGCUACGCGCCUCAUCGGCUAUCAGCUCAUACCGUAAACCUCCGAAUAUAAGCCCCCCCCCGAAUAUAAGCCCCCAUGUAUAAGCCCACCAUAUGUACUAACGCUCACUUCAUUCCAAAUAUAAGCCCCAAAUAUAAGCCCCCCCCCGAAUAUAAGCCCCCCUGAAAGCAAAAAUUUAAUGACGUCAUGAUAUGACGUCAUAUGAUACAAAUCUAUUGUGUAAACUAAGAAAGUUUACUGAUUUUAAAAUUUCGAUUUCUUUUUCAAAGCUAUAGAAAAUAAAAUAAUAUAUACAAGAAGAUAUAUGAAGAAAUUCGGUCAAAAAUAAAAUAAUCUUAUAAUAAUAUAAGAAGAUAUUAUAAUAAAUAAUAUAAGAAAAUUUGCCAUCCUUGGUCUCAAUUCAGAGUUUCUUGUGAUUUGGUGGUGCAUUAGGCGCUAGAGCAAAUGCCUUUCACUCACUGAGAUUUUCGCUACAGUUCGGUGUAGGAGCUGUGAGGAAAUGUUUUCUAUAUAUUUCUGUAUACUCCAUGUAGUUACAGAAUAACAGAAACAUUUCAUUUUCCCCAAAAUGCUUGCAGGAAUUUUUUCAAAUUCUUCUCUGCAUGUUCUUUUUCUCUGCCACCCCCUCUUCCCAGGAUAUGUAAUGGUUCAAUGAUAUCUAAUUGGUGGGAUUGCGAUGCAGCGCACAACAUAUGAUACACGUGUGAUUUCUUCUCCUGCCCCAGGAAACCCAUUUCAUUGUCAGCGCCAGAAAAACAUCCGACGUGUAACCUAGACUUCAAUAUUAAUUUAACGUUUUCCCCUACAUUAACAGGUGAACAUCAUCUUCAAGACAAAAACAGGUACAAUGUUGUCUUCGAAAUUACCGUGAAAUUGCAUGCCAGUGGAAGUUAAUUUAGGUGAAAUAUGAACUAGACAUUCGAUUCUAACUAGACGCUGGAAAACACACAGACGUUUAUUUAACCUGAAUCCCUUUUUUGAUAGACACCGCAUUAAGGGGCUUAAUGGCUGCUCAAAGAUGAGUGCGCAGUGACGUACAAGUUUUCCAUAGGGGUUAGGUGUCGAUUGGGACGAGAGUCCUGUUCCUUUCCCCUGUCACGAUUUGUCUUUAUUUGACAUUUGUCUUUAAUUAAUUUGUAUCAUGUACAAAGUGACAAAUUCAUUAUAUUAUAUUAUAUUGACGGCCUUACAGACUAACAGUUUUCCUUGAUGCAAAGCUUGUAUGACUAGCUUUUGAACAAAGCUCCUUGUCAAUGAAAAAUUAGUCAAGUUUUUCGUAAACACAGACAAAUAAAACAUGUCAAGGAGAACUUGCUCGUCUGUACAGGGCAGUUUAGGCACCAUUGCGGCUUAAUUGGUGAAUCAUGGCCGGUUCUAAAUUAUUGUACUCAGCCAUUGCCAGGCACAAGCUUUAAAAAAGAUUUCAUGGUCUUGUUCAAUCUUUGUAUAGGACGUGCAUUCCAGCCGAAGCUGAACCAACGCUAAACUCGAGUUCCUGUUAUCCUUUGGUAAACUUUACCCGUCCUUUUUGUCAAAAUCAUGGAAUUACUUUACCCAACUACGUAUUUCAGACGCCCAAAUAUCAGAAUAAAAGAAACGAUCGAGCUAACAAGUACUAUGAUGUAUUGGCGAAGAUAAGCGUAUCAAAAAUAAGCCGCUAUUUAAAAGUUGACAUCAACACUAUUAGAAAGUGUCUACAAGCUUACCCAACUGGGUAUUGUCGUUAUUAUUUUCCAAGUUGUGAUCGAACCCAAAGCGUGUUUAAGGAGCAAAAGUUAUGUCAUGAAUCGUGUCUUGAAUUGACUCAUAUCUGUGGAGAACUGUGGAAAGUGUUUGAAAGGUAUUAUGCAAUUAGACACCCGGGGAGAAAGAAGCCCUUUCGUUGUGAACUACAACCGCCUAGAAACGCUGGUGACUCACCAGAAUGCUGGUAUUUCAAUGGAGACGCAAAUUCUACAGGUAACAUUAUAAUGGGGGCAGUGCGUGGAAGAUCAAGUAACAUUAAAUUAAAGUGUAUAUACACACCAAUUACUAUUUUAUCGUACACCAAUUACUAUUUUAUCAUCAAAAACCUGCCUGCUACUGAAGGUCGAGGGUAGUGAUUUAUUUAGAUGAGUGACUACCUUGCUCUGACUUGAUGUGCUUGAAGACUUGCCCAAAGCCUCAGUGUUGGCAAGCGAGAUGAGAGUUAACUCUCGUCAUGGGCGUACCGGGCGGGGGGGGCGGCAGCCCCCCCCCCAGUUUGUUGGGCAAACAAAGCCAGUCGGGCAAUAUUCGCUCCACAGUCGGGCAAUAUUGGCUUAUUAUAAAAAUGCAAUCGAGCAACGAAAAAUUCGUUGGCUCGAGCGGGAUUUGAACUCGCAUCUUCGGGUAUCUAGACCGCCGCUCUACCUAUUGAGAUAUCGAGUCAACAGGGAUUGGUAGCGAGUCUUAUCCAAUUUAAGUGCACGAAAUAUUUUCGUGACGACUUAACGCUUGUCUUUGAGGACGCGCAGUGUUUCAAUUCUAUUUCAGAACCAUCCUCAGAGAUAGGAAAACUAGUUUCAUAUUAAUCUGACACUGCAAUCGAGCAACGAAAAAUUCGUUGGCUCGAGCGGGAUUUGAACUCAAGCGUUAAGUCGUCACGAAAAUAUUUCGUGCACUUAAAUUGGAUAAGACUCGCUACCAAUCCCUGUUGACUCGAUAGCUCAAUAGGUAGAGCGGCGGUCUAGAUACCCGAAGAUGCAAGUUCAAAUCCCGCUCGAGCCAACGAAUUUUUCGUUGCUCGAUUGCAGUGUCAGAUUAAUAUGAAACUGAUUUGUACGUGUUUCUCUCAUUUGCCUUCGAGGUCAUUCUCCUGGUUUUCUUCCAUCAUUAAAAACUAACUCCUUCAUUUCGGUUGUUCGCCGUGAAACUAACCCUUUCACUUUGAUUGUGCGCCGUGAACAGGCAUCAGCAUGGGCGAUACGAAGACAAUCAUGCACUUAAAUCGAAGAACAGUGUUUCUCGGUAGAGCAUGUAAAGUGGUAUAUCGCAUUACCUGCGGCUCAAUCAACCAUAAUCAUCUAACAAUCAUAUCUAUGUUUAUUGUAACUCGUUUUUGCCUAUUUUUAGAUAAAUUUCCAGCUCCAGAAUGGGAUACAAACGCAGGUAUGCAGCCCAGAGAGCAACUCGAAUAAAAUUUAUAUUAAACCUAAUUUCUCUUACUAGUCAGCGGUCGAGACUUAGCGGGAUGUUGGACGGAGUCGAAGGUUCGUUCCUGCAGUAUACAGCUUUCUGAGUUUGAUCUCAGUCGCCUGAGAGAAGAAAGCUUCUGUGUGUUUUACCAAGCACUGCAGGUUUUAUCCCAUGCAUGCAGUACUCUGAACUUGCUACUCCAAUGACGGGAUGGACAUUUCUGGUGCUCAAGGCAGAACAGUUUAGACCUGAUAGAGCUAUCCAGUGUAAAUAAAGUUUGAUAAUGUAGAAUAUUAUAUGUACAAUGUAUAUAGCAAUACCUGUAAGCAAUGUCAUAUCGCAAAGCUGAGACAAUGAAUUCAUGAGACUAAUAAUCACCUUUCCACACAGAUUGUCUGUACUUAAACGGAAGCAGUUACCAUGGCAACAUAUCUGUGACAGCCUCAGGUUUUCCGUGUCAAUCAUGGACAGAGCAAUGUCCACAUCGUCAUACCAUGAACAAAACAUAUCCAGAACUAAAUAACGCCAAGAAUUAUUGUCGAAAUCCUAAGAACUCAGGACAACGGCCUUGGUGUUUUACUACAGACAAGAACAAGAGAUGGGAGUACUGUGAUAUCCCUAAAUGUAUACCAGGUAUGUGGUAAUUUUCUACUGUGAUAUCCCAAAAUGUAUACCAAGGUAUAUGGCAAUAUUGAACAGUGAUAUCCAGAAACGUAUGUCAGGUAUUAUCAAAAACUACUUUAAAUUGUUGUGAAUUAAUUAUCUGAACUUUUGAGCUGCGGCAUGAAAUAACUAGGAACUUAAAAAAUUGUUAGUUUAUACAGAAAAUUUUAACCAGGCUGUUUCAAAGUUCGUCAACAAAAUCUCAUCGUUUUUCUUUUUUGGAAGUUGAUGGUAACUACGGAAUCUGGUCAUUAAACAGUACUUGCAACGUAACUUGUGGUGAAGGUUUUGGAACAUGGACACGAGAAUGUAACAAUCCUGAACCAAAGUAUGGUGGAAGGAACUGCAGUCAUCUAGGAGAACCUGUUGAGUACAGACCAUGUCCAGCAAAGCCUUGCCCUGGUAAGUCAAUUACUUAUUAAUAAAAAAUAAUUCCAGUUGUACAAAGCGACCUUUAUAUUGUUGUUAUUUUUAGUUAACGGUGGUUACAGCAACUGGACCUUGAGCAUUCCAUGCAGUGUUUCAUGCGGUGACGGAGAGGAAAUAUGGGAACGAUUUUGUAACAAUCCAGAACCAAAAUACGGCGGUCAGAACUGCAGUGGACUUGGAAACUCAACUGAGUUUAGAGACUGUAGCAGAAAACCAUGUCCGAGUAAGGAUUAAGCGUCAAUUAAACUAAAAUUACUAAACUAUAACUUUGUACAAGCUUGCUAUCAGUUCUAAAAUGUCCAAAUGACGCUUUCUGCGCUGGAAAUAAAUUGAAGUUGAACUCUGACAUGUUGCUGAGGCUGGAAGAAUAUGCAUAUCAAAAUUUCAACUCUUCAAUCAACUUUUGAAUAUUCAAAAAGUUGCAAAAUGAACAAUUAGUUUCCGCACGGUUGAUCUAUUAAAUUAAUUUAGUUUGCUCAAAAAGCAGACAAAGGAUGCUGGUACAAAGUUUUUAUUUUCAUAUUUAUAAACUUUAUCAUCAACAAAACGAUUGAAUUAGAUUCAGACAACAGGACUGAGGGGUCCCAAAUUUAAUUAGUCCUACCUACACAUUACAUUGACAAUUUCAAACAAUAGAGACAAGAUUAUUUAUUUAUUUAUUUAUUAACUUCAGCCGUCAACAGAAAUAUACAUGUACAAACAGGAAGACGGUUCAGGAACACUAACACAGCGUGAGCCAAUUACGUUAGUGACCUGUUACAAAACAUCACUAUACAAAAAUUCACAACUUAUAAUUUAAAUAUCAAACAAGAAUAUAGUAUAAUCCUUUUCAUCCGAAGUAGAGAGAGAGCGUAAAAAUUUCGAAAUUUUGGAAAACAAAAUGACAAAAUUGUCAAACAGAAUAAAUGCGAGAAUAUAUAUAGGUUCUGUAUCCGUCGAUAAAAUAAAACGAAAAUGGCGAAAAACCCAACUCUACAUCGCCUCGGAUAAAAUGAAGUAUACUACAUUGAAUAAUUGCCAAAACUGGCUUUAUGACAUUUCAGACAAACUGAUUUCCACGUCUGCGGAAUUUCCUGGUCAAACACGGUUAAUGUUGCGGAGUGGUAAUAGUUUAUAACACGUGAUUUAAUAAAGCUCUGCAAUGAUAGUUCUGGUUUCCGUAGCUCGUCUGGUAAGCAGUUCCACACACGCGAUACUCGUAUAAGAUAACUGUUCUGGUGACAUAGCGUUCUUACUUUAGGAAUGUUAUAUUUUACAAGAGAGUUAUUAGAAGAGCGUAGAUUUAUGGUUGAAGUCAGAGUGUCAACUUCUUCAAGAUUACAAACUUUAACAAAGCUACAACACAAAAUUCAAUGCGUUACAAACCAUCUUUACACUUUCCAAGUUAAUAUAACUAGACAUGGAUCGCACAAAUAUUGCAGUCCUUUCUUAGUCAAUUACAAAGAAGAUUUAUUUAAUUUUCAAUUAUUGUGGCUAUACACACAAAUAAUAAUCUAACAGCGCAAUAUUUUGAUAUGCAUGUUCCAAUUCUUCCAGUCGCUAUGAUUCAACUACAAUUUGUUCCAAUUUAGCGCAAAACGCGUCAUUUGGAUGCGCACUCGAAACUCAGAUUAUAGCCUGUAAGGACCAUCCCUUAUCUAAAAUGAGCCACCACAAAAUGAACUAAUGUUUCGUCCGCUGAGCGGAGAUGAAGUCCCCGAGUAUCAGGUUGGAUCAAGAUGAGGCUUUUUACUAUAAAAAUACAUUGUAUUUCUUCUUAGCAAAGCCAAAACAUUACACGUACGAAAGUUCCACCUUAUUCGGCAUUUCUAUUUCUAGUCGAUGGUUCCUACGGCAACUGGACAACGUCACCAUGCAGUGCCACGUGUGGUGAAGGUGUGGAAAUAAGGAUACGAGUGUGUGAUAACCCCCCUGGAAAAUAUGGCGGAAAUUGUAGCAAACAAGGGCCAGCUCAAGAGAUUCGGACAUGUAAAAUAAAACCUUGUCCAGGUAAGAUCUACCUCUCAUGGUUAUUAGUAAUGAUAAUCCAAUUUUGCCACAAAAGGUGCGUUUCACAAAGCUGAGCAACUAUCAUGCAGUAGCAGUGGCUGGGAAUCUUAGUUCUCUCAAUAUUAAAUUUAAUGCAAUAUACAUUAUACAGCUCAAUUUGUAGCCUACCAAUACUGUACUUUUAUUGUUAAAAAUAUUGUUACAGCUGUUUUUACACGGUUAUGCAGAUAUCAUUCAAAGUCUUUCGGAAAUUGUUGGUGGUUCGUCCCACCCCCACGCCCCCUUCAUAUAAGAUAUGGAUUGGCGUGGACGAACUGUUGUAAGCGAUAGACUUAAUGCCGGUAACACUGGAAUGUCAAGAUUGCCACCACCUCAUUUUAAAAAGUGUAUAAUUUUUGCUUAAUAAUUAAAGGAUCAGAUCGAGAUCACAUGUAUAUCAUGUAAACUUUUCCCCUAACAGCUUCAAAGCUGAGUUUUAAUUUCUUAAACCUCUGAUCACUAUGAACUGUAGGAAGGGAAAAUUAUAUCCAGUCAAAGCUAGGCAAUCAGCUAAAAUUGUCAAUACUAUUAUCGCAACCAAAGAGAGCAAUUGAUAAAUAAAGUCAAAAUGUAAGAGACGCUUUUAGUAUUUGAGUAAACAAAGAUAUUUUAAAUAUUUCAGUCCACUUCGACUCUCAGAUGACUGGCAUCUUCGUUGUUGUUGCUGUUUUUGUGAUCGUCGUAACAGUGGCAUGUUUUAUUUUCAUUCUUCCAAGACGACGUCGAAAAUUAGCAGGUGAGGUCAAGUUCUAAUCUGUUCUAAAUGAAAGAUAAAUUGUUCUAACCUGUCAUUAGAACAAAAAAUUAGAUUAGAAAGAAUAUUAGUAUCAGUCUACUUAGGGCGAUUACAAAAGGGGGGGGGGGAGAUUUUUAACCUGUACUAAUUUUCUUUCGGCGACCGUCCGUUUGUGCCAAUUUUUUUUGCUGAAUAUUAAAAGUAUUUUUCUUUGCUUUCAGUCUAUGCGAUUAUUUUUCCCCUCUGUUUUCCUUUGCGCGAAUAUUUAAACAUUUUCCCAUCACUUUUCUCUUGGUUCGAUCCUAACCUGUCAUUCAUUUCUUUAUGCUAAACUGCUCUCAAUUAAGCGAAAAUUGAAAAUUAUUUAGUCCUUUUCCAAUUUGUCCAUUCCACAUUUAUUUCAAAAUUACAAAUUUUAAUUUCAUUCUAUUUACCGUAGCUAUUCGAGAUUAUGGUGUGCAAAUUACGAUUUUAAGUUCAGGUGACUUGAUCCCUAGCCUCGUCCGCAGGCCUCUCUAUGGGUUUUAGCCUGCGAAUGGGUUUUGAAAAAAUUUUCCAACUGCUCGAUUCCUCGGGUGAGAUGCCUGCGGAGGAGGCUACUUGAUCCCGAACAAAUUAAAUAUUAAUUAUUUGGCUCGUACCUAGAGUCACUCAACUGAGUGGCUUUAGGUACAAGAUUGGAAAUUACUGACCUACAUGUUGAAAUUCGAAUUCUCUAGGCUCUCAUUAUUACGCCCGUUUGAGAUUUUUGCCGCAACGUUCCCGCGGUGCUCAACAGCUGGAAGGCGACAAUACUUCAGGAAAUGUCGCAAUUUCAUCACAAGAGACUGGCACUAGUGAUAAAAUCCUGACAAGUGAAGGGGAGCCAACUCCAGGCCUCUCAGAGAAGUUGGGCAACGUACCACAAGGUGAUGCGGCCGAAAGUGGAGUGUGGGAAAGUAAUAAUACUUAUAGUACAAUGGAAAGACCCGCAGAAGUUAUAUUGCCCAUUGAAAGUGAGAAUGCGUCGACGACAGAAAAUGUUUGAUUUAUCGAAGUAUAGAAUCUUGGUUUAUCUCUUCGUAGAAACUUACUUUCUUUUUCCAGAAAUUUUUAAGAUUAAGUGUAGUACUAAAGGGCUAGGAACAUUUUUUCAUGGAAUUAUAAAAAUGAAAUAAAAUAAAAACUUCAUUUCACUAGUGUCCAGGUUAUUUAAAUUUACAGCUAAUUAGUGACACUAUAUAUCUAAAUUACUGUGACUAUAUGUUCCGUCUUCAUUCUUCAGGACAGUACGAACUUGAAAUUCAUUCCUGCAAUGCGAUUCUCUAUACACAUGAUAUAAAAAUUUUACAAAAUAUAUGACUAAUGCACCAAUUAUAGUGCAAUGGAGCAAACUAGAUACAUUGUUGCGUAGAUUAUCUAACUCCCUCAAUGGGCGAUUUUUUUCAUUGUAGUUAGAAAUUUGGUGGUAGCGUUGCAGUGGUUUGGUAUAAAGAUUUGUAUUCGAAGCACAUCGAUGCAAAUCUGUGUUUGUACGAAUUUACGUAUUUUUAAAUAAAUUACAAUUGUCAUUUGCUUGUAAUCAUGGCUAGAAAUCUGCGACAACAUGGCCGACACGCACGCUUAGCUCCUUUGUAAUGUAAAUAUUAAGUGAAUAAGUUUAAUAACCAGAAAAGCAUUACGUUAACUUGCCUUUUCGGCUUUUGUUGGUCCUAUACAAACCAAAUAUAGACCCUUUUCAUAAAUGGCUACCGAUUAAAUAUUCUUUUAUGUGCAUAUAAAUUGGCCCAACUAGCCUCGUACUCAUGUUAAGAUUUCGAAGAUUUCAAAGGAAUUUCUUUGGGCCAAUUUAUAUGCACAUAAAAGAAUUUUUAAUCAGCAGCCAUUUAUGAAAAGGGUCUAUGACGAUUCCAUAAAUCGAUCUUGAAUGAUAAUCGUCGUAGCUACGUACUUGUUCACGUUUCAGUUCAAAAUUCGAUGCAGGCUUUGUUCCCGAAGCAAAACAAUUUUGCAGUAAUAUGCACAUAUAAUCACGCGCACUUUACUAGUAAUCCAGGUUAUUUUCACGACGAAACCCCAUAAUCGCUUCAGUUUUCAGGUUGAUCGUACAUCAACAUUGCAUUUCCAUAAAUCGUAAUCGAUACACUUUGUUCUCCCCAUGAAUUUUAUCACAAUUUUAUCUAAAGAUAUUAUAUCAAUACUGUUCCCAAGUAGAGGAAAGAAUGGUAUAUUUUGCCUCUAUUUUCCAUUUUAAAAUCGCCUUGUUACUUCGCUAAAUCGCGAUGCAAGCACAUCGAAAUUUUGCUUUUUUUUCAUAUUCUUGUUCGUGAUUCAUAUUCUAUAAAGGUGAGAUAAUAUCAGCUAGUGACAUAAAAUAUUAAAUGUUGGACAUAAUUAUGUCAGUGACAUGAUUUACUUAUCAUUUAGCUAUUGUCCAUUGUCCAACAGUUAAUUUUAAAAAAGUCAUUUAAAGUCAUUAGUCUAGUAAAACAAGCGAGAACUCCACAGGAUAAUAUAAAGGAGUUUGAAGUGUUUGCCGACGAGAAGGAAGCAUGUCUUUAUUGGGCAUAUACAUUUAAAGAGCGUUUCUUUACGUAUUUUCCGGCUUUUCAAUAUGUUCAUUAACAUGAUGUACUGACGGUCCGUGCGCCUGCAUUACAAACCGCUGGCUGUCGCAGAUUUCUAGCCAUGUGGACAUAUGAUUAUUUUGUGAGGAUUUUAUCAAAUAUAUAAUAAUAUAAUAAUAAUAUAUAAUAAUAAUGAUGUAGCUGAUACUUGGG